UAUAUGUACGUUGCAUACAAGCACAUGUCAACAGACUUGUUCUGGCGCUUUUUUUUUUAAAUCAAGUCAAUUUGACUAGUUUUGAACGAAGAAAAUUUGUUUGCCAAACCAUAAAAAACUAGAUGUCUUAUAAAAGGAAGAAUUACUUAGAAUGGGAAGAAUACUUUAUGUUAACAGCUUUACUAACAGGACAACGUUCAAAAGACCCAAAUACUCAAGUAGGAGCAUGCAUAGUAGAUAAUCAAAAUCGGAUUAUAGGUGUUGGAUACAAUGGUUUUCCAAAAAAUUGCAGCGACGAUAUAUUCCCAUGGAAAAAAACAGGUGAUCUUUUAGAACAAAAAUAUAUGUAUGUAGUUCAUGCAGAAGUAAACGCAAUAUUAAACAAAAAUACAGCUGAUACGAAUGGAUCUAGAUUGUACGUUUCACUUUUUCCGUGUAAUGAAUGUGCUAAGUUAAUUAUACAAGGUGGUAUUAAAGAAAUUAUAUAUAUUUCUGAUAAAGAUGCAGAAAAGCCUCAUACCAUUGCAGCUAAAAGGAUGUUUGAUGCAGCCAAUGUAAAAUAUAGACAAUAUUUUUUGAAAAAUAAAAGUAUUUCAUUUGAUUCUGACAUAAAACAACAAAAAAUUGAAAAAUCCGAAGAAUGCUUAAGAGGGAAGGAAAUAUUUUAUUAUCCUUUUAUUUAUUUAAUUCCAUUUUUUAUAUAUAAAUGUUUUUUUAGUAAAAAUUGAAAUUUUUUGAUCAGUGUGUGUUAAAAUAAGAUACAUAUGUAUGUACGUAUGUAUAUAUGUAAGUAAAUUUUACAUACUUAGUAUUAACAAUAAUAAUACCACAUUACAGUAUGUAGAAUAGUACUUACCAAUCUAUGUAAUGUAGUGUAAGUAUAUGUAAAUGACGAAUUGUAAAAUAUUUUGUGUCUUAAAUUAAUUUUACAUAUUUCAUUUAGAAAAAUUAUGAUAUGUAUGAUAUAAUUGAAUGUAAAAUUUUAAAAGAAUUUGUAAAUUCAUACAAAUUUCGAAGAAAAUUUGGAAAUAUAAUAUACAGAAUUAGAAUAACCACUAAUUUUUACUAAAAAAUGUAGCUACCUACCUACCUACUUUAUGUAUGUAUUUGAAAUUUUAGAAAUUCCGUUUGAUAAACAUGGAAGCUUAUUAAAAUAUGAGCUUGACUAAAAUUUACAAUAUGCUGUUACUCUUAUUAAAUGUAAAUAUGUAACCGUAUGCACAUAUAUGUAUCUUUAACUCUGUCAUUUCUUUAAAGUUAAAACAAAUAAUUGAGCUGAUUUUUUUUGAAAGUGGUAUAAGUCCACUUUUUAAAAAGACUAAGUUAAUAGAGAUUUUGAUAUGACACCUUAUCUCCAAAGUUAUAAUCACAAUUUCAAUAGUUCUGCUUAAACAUAAAACAAAACAAAUAUGUUACUAUGGUCAACAUUUUUAAAUUGAUUCAAAUGCAAAACCUUAAAUAUCUCAAUAUAUGAAAAAAUGGACUUAUCUAUACCACUUUCAAAAAAACCUGCUCAAUUAUGGGUGUUCACUAUAGUGCACUAUAAUUUGAUAAUAUCACAAGUCAGAAAUAAAAAUCUAUGGUAUUGCAAAUGGACCAAAUUAAAAAUUACCUCGAAUUUUUAAUUUAUUCUGAAAGUUUAGACUA
Messenger RNA from Condylostylus longicornis, 1647 nucleotides. RefSeq names its product deoxycytidylate deaminase-like. Gene Ontology annotation, cellular component: cytoplasm. The transcript has a single exon. The record is from RefSeq and is a predicted model, not a curated record. The coding region runs from base 123 to 728 and encodes 201 amino acids. Gene Ontology annotation, molecular function: dCMP deaminase activity; zinc ion binding. Gene Ontology annotation, biological process: dTMP biosynthetic process; dUMP biosynthetic process. Lineage: Eukaryota; Metazoa; Arthropoda; Insecta; Diptera; Dolichopodidae.